AUGUUGUACAUCGGCAGACUGUGCCAAGGUUUGGCAGUCGGUGCAUAUACCAUGGCCGUACCAAUCUACAUUGGCGAGAUAGCGGAUCAAAAGAUUCGUGGUACAAUAGGAAGCUUCUUCCAACUCAUGCUUAACUUGGGCAUGCUCAUAUCGUUCAGUGUAUCUACCGCAGUGAACGUGUUUCAGCUCAAUAUUAUAUCGGCCUCCACCGUUCUACUGUUUGGCCCACUGUUUAUCUUCAUGCCUGAAACGCCAUCCCAUUUGCUUAAACAAGGUCACAGAAGCAAGGCUAUCGAGGUGCUAAAGUGGCUUCAGGGUCCGAAAAGUAACGCAGUCACUGAGAUAGAUUUGCUGCAGACCCAGCAGGAUGCUUUACUGAAUGCACCAAAAAGAUCUCUCCGUCUGUCGCUCCUUCAACCCGGCACUACCAGCGCCCUACUGGCCAUGAUUGGUUUGGUCACGUUCCUGCAAAUGUCGGGCAUAAACGCUGUUCUAUUCUACGCGACCGAUAUCUUUAUGAACGCCUCGGAUUCCUUGAACCAUGGAGUAGCCACCAUCAUCGUUGGAGCAAUGCAGUUGUUUGGGACGUUGAUUGCAUCCUUGGCCGUAGACCGCGUAGGGCGCCGGUGGUUGUUGAUGAUUUCGGCCGUAGUGAUGUGUGCCUCACAUGUUACCCUGGGCGUCUACUUUCAUCUACUGCAUAGCAGUCCGACUCAAGUGGAAAACCUCGAAUGGUUACCAGUGCUGGCGCUGUCCAUGUUUGUGACCAUGUUCUCUAUUGGAUUUGGUCCUGUCCCGUGGAUCAUCAUUGGUGAGAUAUUCGCUGUCGAUGUGAAAGAUUUUGCUAGUUCUCUUGCGAUUUUUACUAGUAAUGCAUUGUCUUUCAUGCUCACGAAAACCUUUAAUCCUUUGCGCGAUGGACUUGGUGAAGCUGGAACAUUCUGGCUAUUCGCGGGUUUCUGCGCCGCAGGAGCGCUCUUUGUAUUUUUGUUUGUGCCCGAAACGAAAGGUAAAUCCUUCGAUCAAAUACAGAGCAGGUUGAGCAGCACUAAGCUGUAUUUCCGCAGCAAUAAAUAA
This is a messenger RNA of Anopheles darlingi, 1077 nucleotides long. Its product is annotated as facilitated trehalose transporter Tret1-like. Lineage: Eukaryota; Metazoa; Arthropoda; Insecta; Diptera; Culicidae. The transcript has 3 exons. Bases 1 to 1077 code for a protein of 358 amino acids. The record is from RefSeq and is a predicted model, not a curated record. Gene Ontology annotation, cellular component: membrane. Gene Ontology annotation, molecular function: transmembrane transporter activity. Gene Ontology annotation, biological process: transmembrane transport.